Molecule: messenger RNA, 2523 nt
Organism: Glossina fuscipes
Lineage: Eukaryota; Metazoa; Arthropoda; Insecta; Diptera; Glossinidae
Gene: GlcT
Product: ceramide glucosyltransferase
Exons: 6
Coding region: 815-2044 (409 amino acids)
Biological process (GO): glucosylceramide biosynthetic process
Cellular component (GO): membrane
Molecular function (GO): ceramide glucosyltransferase activity
Source: RefSeq, a predicted model, not a curated record
GGAAAUAUUAUCGUGGACUCCUUGAGUUGACCCACUUAUGAUGAAGGCGCAGUAAAUAUAAGAACAUAAGAAUAAAUUAUAAUACGGAAAGUUGACUUUAGUGAACAACAUUGCGUAAAUUUUAAACACCCGCAUAUAUUUUUCUGUGUUAAAACGCGGAAGAAAAUAAAAAAUAUAGAAGUUUGAGGUUCCAUAUUACUGAAAAUAAACCAAAACAAUUGCGCUGCGGAAAGCUGUACUAAAGGGAAUUAGGAUUGUGCAUUAAAAAAAAAUUUAUCAAAUGCAUAUUCUUAUAUGCAUUUGGUUAUAUAAAAAGUUCUAGUAAAACUGGUUAUAAAUAUGAAAUUACCAUUAUUAGUUCAAGUGGAGGCGACAAGUACUCCUGUCUGCCUGCUUGACCUGCAGUUCAGAAAAUAUUCAGAAGCGUGCAUAAACAAGUAUAAAUAAAGUGAAGAAAUAUGUAACAUUUGUACUAAGUUAAGGAAUGUGGAGCCACCCAAGUUCAACUUUCAUAAGUAUUAAGUUGAAAUAGUGAAAGAGAGCACACUUUUUUAAUGAAAAAGGGGAAAUAAAUAAUAGUGCAAAAGUGCAACAAACACUGAGAAAGAAGAAAUCAGCAAUGCGACAUGUGUUUAAAUGCAAUUGUAUCAAUUGGUCUUUCUAAUAGUUCAUAUUUGUGAAGUGGCUGCAUGUUUGCAUGAACUAUUUUCAUUUACUUUAGUUUUUUGUUUAUUUGGACAAACGUAAAUAAUCUAGUCAACUUUUAAAAGAGCUACGUGAAAUUUGGCAUAUUGUUCCCCGGUUGUAAAUCACAAUGUCACAUCUACCUGCGCCGCUUUAUGGAUUUGCGAUAUUCUUUUUCAUAUUUUGGUGCGGCACUUGGUGCUUGCAUUUACUGGCGAUAUGUUAUGGUAAAUUUAAAUUGCAUAAAAAAUCGUCCACAUUUUUAAACGAAACACCUUUACCGGGAGUCUCAAUAUUAAAACCGCUUAUGGGUGUAGACCCUAAUUUAGAACACAAUCUUCAAACAUUUUUUACUAUGGAUUAUCCAGUGUAUGAAUUGCUAUUUUGCGUUGAAGACAAAACUGAUCCUGCUAUUCAGUUGGUGGAAUCUUUAACAGCCAAAUAUCCACAAGUGGAAGCUUCCAUAUUUUUGGGCGGCUCAAACGUUGGCGUAAAUCCCAAGAUUAAUAAUAUGCAUCCUGGCUAUGAGGCAGCCAAAUAUGAGCUCGUUAUGAUUUCUGAUAGCGGUAUCAAAAUGAAAAGCGAUACUUUAUUAGAUAUGGUGUAUAGUAUGGGCGAAAAAUACGCGUUGAUACAUCAGAUGCCAUUUACUUGCGAUCGGGAAGGAUUUGCUGCUACAUUUGAAAAAAUAUUUUUUGGUACUGUACAGUCUAGAAUAUACUUGUCAGCAGACUUAUUAAGUAUAAACUGCCAUACAGGCAUGUCGUGCUUACUCCGCAAAUCCGUUAUAGAUGAAUUGGGUGGUUUAAAAACAUUUGGCUGCUAUUUGGCUGAAGAUUUUUUUAUAGCAAAAGCUGUAAUAGAACAUGGUUGGAAAAUGCGUAUAAGUAGUCAACCGGCUAUGCAAAAUAGCGGAAUCUGCGAUAUUAGCAGUUUUCAGGCUCGCCUGAUACGAUGGGCUAAAUUACGAGUCGCGAUGGUGCCUAGUACGAUCUUGCUGGAACCGUUAUCUGAGUGUAUGGUUUUAGGAGCAUUGACAUCGUGGUCUGCUUCAUUGAUUUUUAAAUGGGACCCUUUGGUAUUUUAUUUGGUUCACAUAUUAACUUGGCUCCUAUCGGACUGGCUAAUGCUGUGUACGGUGCAGAAUGGUUCUUUACCAUUUCACAAGUUUGAAUUCGUAAUCGGUUGGUUGUUUCGCGAAAUGAGUGGGCCAUACCUGUUUCUCCAUGCCCUCUGGAGUCCAAACAUACAGUGGCGUGCUCGGACUUACAAGCUUCAUUGGGGUGGAAUUGCUUAUGAACUGCCACUAAGUAAUAAUUCCAGUAAAGAUGUUAGCAACAAUGGACUACUCACCUCGUAGCAUAAAAUUUUUCUAUUAUUAUAUAUCAUAUGUGAAAAGAAUUUUCAUUCGAUCGUAAUGAAACAGCCUUUUCUUUUGUCUUAUUUCCAUAAUAAUUAUGUGGAACUUUUUUAGCUGAAUUUAUAUAAAAUAUCGCAUAUAAAUAAAGUAAAUAAACCGAUUUUGUACAGUCUAUUUAUAUUAUUUAUUUUUACUUCGCAAUGAAGAUAAAUAAAAAGAAAAUUAGUAUUCGAAAAUUAUCAAUUUCUUUCUGAAUUGAAAACGCAUCUAUUUAUCCUUUAGUUCAGUUCAAUAGAUGCAGUUUCUACUGGAAUGUAUAAGCUAAGCGUGAGGUUAUUUUCAAAUUUAAACACACAUUACUUCGGUCAAUGUUUUGCGGGACUGAAAAACAAAAAACUUACUUUUUGCGAAAUUGUGCUUUACUCAUCAUCAGUCUCUUUUAAGAAUGGUAGUGUCCCACGCUUCUUACAUUUCGACUU